CGAGAUAAACGUCAAACCAUGAAAAUUGGCAUUUAUACUUCUAAAAGUAUUUUGUGAAAAUAAAAGGUUAUGGCUGAAAAAGAUUUGAAGAAAUGGACGACAUUCUUUCACGAGGCUGGGAUACCAAGGGGACCAGCAAGCGAGUAUGCAACGUUGUUUUGUAACCAUCGACUUAAAGAUGAUUUGCUUGCUGAUUUAACCAAGGAGAUCCUUAAUGAUAUCGGAAUUACUGUGAUGGGUGAUAUUAUGUCAAUUUUAAAGCAUGCUAGAGCUGUAUAUGCAAAGCUUGAAAGAGAGAAAACAUCAAAUCAGUUGGUUGACAGCCCAAAACCUCUUGACAGAUUAACAAAUGAUGAUCCUCCAAUAAAGACAACAACUCUUAUAAAAAAGAAAAAAGUUGUUGCCAAGCCUUCACUCAAGCCCAAAUCAGAUCUUAUAGAAAAAGAAGCUCCAACAUCAACAACAAUCCAAAAACAAAUUCCAACAACACAGCCUAAAAUCACUGUUACUGUUGGUGAUCCACCAGUUGCAGCUAAAAAGAAACCUGCGAAAACUAGAAUGACAUUGUCAGAGAGGUUUGCCAGCGAACAAGUCCCACAACCAAAAGUUCCCCAGGUGUCACUGGGGAGAAGUGAUUUGGCUGAAACUGUUGCAGUUAAAAAAGUUCUUGCAAAAUCUAAGCCAGCCACGGAAAGAUUGCCACCCAAUAAUAAAGGGGCUAUAAACAUGACUUCAGUUAAACGAAAGUCUGCAUUCGAACGACUUGGAGAAGAUGAAGCAAGCAGUCUGUCAAGACACAUGGAAGAUUUAUCACCUAAAAUUAAAAUCACCAAACUUGCGAAACCACGAGUUAAAUCACCACCUAGUAAAGUGAUCUCUUUGGUCAAGAAUAAUGAAAGCUCAGUUUUCAAACGCCUUGGUGAAACAGACCAACCGCCAAAUUUGGCUUCAACAAUGCGUACAGAUGCUCUUACUAUACAUGCAAUCAGAGGAGCUGGUUCACGCAUUGUCUCAGAUGAUCCAGAAAAACCUGCGAAAUCCCAGAGUGUAUUACGGCCAUUGAAACCCAUCCGAGCUGUUCAGCCAGUCAAGCCAGUGUCAUCAGUGAAGGCCCGCAUAUCAGACAAUACGACAAAGGAAUCUAGCAGAAAGUCUGUGUUCUCAAGACUGGGUAGCUAAACCUGACUGACAAGAUUUUAAAAUGGUUGAAUCGGUCAAACCGUUUUUAGAGGAGGUUUAAGUUAUAGUCUCUUGAUAGAUGUCUACAAUGUUUAAACAGCAACAAAUUGAAUCAUUCCUGUUAACUAAGCAGCAAACUGAAAGUAACCAGAAAUAUAUUAUUUUUUAUUCACAUUCUAUUUGACACAGAUCUUUA
This is a messenger RNA of Dendronephthya gigantea, 1375 nucleotides long. RefSeq lists its product as uncharacterized. NCBI's taxonomy places the organism in Eukaryota, Metazoa, Cnidaria, Anthozoa, Malacalcyonacea, Nephtheidae. The record is from RefSeq and is a predicted model, not a curated record. The transcript has 8 exons. Gene Ontology annotation, cellular component: nucleus. The coding region runs from base 70 to 1179 and encodes 369 amino acids.